CAUAACUCCACGGGCACGGUGCACAACUUCGUCGAGCACAGCCAAGCAGGGGCAGACGCAUACAACUCGUCGAGCACAGCCAGCAGGGCAGAUGCACACAACUCGUCGAGCACGGCCAGCAGGGCAGACGCACACAACUCGUCGAGCACAGCCAGCAAGGCAGACGCACACAACUCGUCGAGCACAGCCAGCAAGGGCAGACGCACACAACUCGUCGAGCACGGCCAGCAGGGCAGACGCACACAACUCGUCGAGCGCAGCCAGCAGGGCAGACGCACACAACUCGUCGAGCACGGCCAGCAGGGCAGACGCACACAACUCGUCGAGCACAGCCAGCAGGGCAGACGCACACAGCUCUUCUAA
Messenger RNA from Trypanosoma conorhini, 363 nucleotides. RefSeq lists its product as uncharacterized. The record is from RefSeq and is a predicted model, not a curated record. The annotation marks the transcript as partial. NCBI's taxonomy places the organism in Eukaryota, Euglenozoa, Kinetoplastea, Trypanosomatida, Trypanosomatidae. The transcript has a single exon.